UUUGUUUAUCGUGUGUUCAUUGUCCCGCUCCCUAUAUUUUCUGUUAAUAAAAUGAGAUUUGUGACAAAAAUAUUGAAUGCAUUUUGAUUGCAGUGUUUAACACAGGAAAAAGUCGAAAAAGCCAAUUGCUUUAAAAUGUCGGUGUCAUCGAAAAUGCAAGAAUGGUAUACUUCAAUCGAAGCCCAGAAAUUCGAUGGAGUUGCGGAAUCAAUUACGCAAGUUCUACCCAAGGCAAAUCCAAAAUACAAUAAACAAAUGGAUAGUUUGCUUUCGCGUCUGACUCACGCUUUUAUGAAAUACCACGAAUCACACAAAAAUGAUUUAAAAGCAGGACUGCAGGUCUAUAAAUUAGCAUGUUGUCUCUGUGAUAGGUUCACAGAAUUUUCGAAUCCCCCAAGACUUCGUAGUGGCAUAUACCACAUUUCUCGAUGCCUCAGAGAAUUAUCCCUUUAUUCAGAAUCGAUGACCAUUUGCGAUUACGCAAAACCGGGAAAACUCAUAACCCCGGACCCUAGCGAUUUUGAAUUUUUCGGCAAACUUGCCUACGCCUGGCGUUCAAGCGCCGAUCAUUUGAUACAAUCCCUCGCCAAAAACUUCGACCAAAAGUCCUACAACAUUCUCUUAGAAAUAAUCAAAUAUGAUUUUGGACUACUUAAAUUUUCAGACGAGAAUUGUAGUCACUCUCAGCUGAUUUUCGUAAGGUUCCAAAAAUACACGAGAAGAAUCCAUGAAUUGAAUUGGAGUCAAAGCAAGAUCGAGAAUAUUGUUUACUCGAUUGUAAAACACAUAAAAUCAUUGCGAGAUAAUUCAAGCCUCGAAGUCGAUCCGCUUCUCGUUUAUGAUGAAAUUGUUGACAUUAUGCACUUUUUAAGUCUGAACUACAUAAAAAGAAACGAUAUUUGCGAAGUGUCUCAAGUAGUUUCGAAGUUUGCGAAUGAAUUCGAUGUCUUUCUAAAGCAAGAUCCCCAGAUUCAGAAAUCUUUCGAGCUUCUGGUCUAUUUUUACAAAAUGUUGGUAAAGCCAGUCACGAAAUUCGACAAGAGCAUGCUGGAGAAUGUCCGCAAUUAUCGGCGAAAAUUCCGCAGUAGAUUUGAAAGUUUUGGCCCCACGAAAGUGAUGCAGGGAAAUGCGAGUGAAAUAUACAAAGUUUUGACUCCGCUUUUAAACUACUGGCUCGAAUGUAUGAAAUCCUCUUCAACCGAAUCCCUCCACGAAAUCAUUUUCGAAAUAGCAAAGCUCCUUCAAUACGCAUCUGCAAUUCUUGCUACUCAGCCACUCAAUUGCAAAUGCGGACUAGACACUUGUAAAGUAAAAAAUAAUCUUUUCGACGAGAUAAAUAUUCUUCAGAAAUUGGGCAACUUUAUCGUCAUGCUUGACCAGAAGAGUCUGUCCACGAAUUUUCUGCACUUUGCUCGAGAUUUCAUCGUCGAGGGAAUCAUAAAAGUCGAAGAGUACAAAAGUAACAAGUGUGGAUAUUUCUUGUCUCUCUGGAACAAUUGGGGUCAGAUUCUCUACAACUUGGGCAGUAUCUGUUUCCAGGAAUAUCCAGACUUGAGUGCAGAAAUGUUUUCCAAUCUCUGCUCGUACAUUAUUCGCGACGAAGGAACCAAAAGUAGGAAUAAAUUCCUCCGCUCGUCAAAUCCCUUGUCUUUGGUGCUGCACAAACUCAGUAUAAUUUAUUUCCGAGUUAAAAAGUACAGAGAAGCGAUGAUUGUGACCGCUUUUGAUGGCUUGGUUAGUUAUGAAGAGGAGGAGUCGAAAGCCUUUAAAAUGUGGGCGGGCAUAAAACACAAAUGCGACUCUGAGGAGAUGAUUAAACAGACGAUGAUAUCGUGUUUAAAAACUGAUAAAGCUGCCAUCAAGGAAAUUGGAGUGGAACUUUAUUUGGGAGAUUAUGAUUUGGCUAAACUUUGCGCGAGGGAGAUUCGAGGAUUGCAGAAGGCGAAAGUGAAUUUAACUCCAGCGAUUAAAGCGGUUUUGAAGGAACUUGAUAAUUUGCAGAACACUACAGAGUUUAUCGAAGGCGUUCAGCAUUUGGGAUACCAUAUUGUCUAUUUUAGAGACGAUUGUAGUAUUUCCGACUAUGUCAAGAGAGCCGAGUCUUAUUUGUGCAAUUACGAGAAGAGCGUUCGUUCUGCCUGCUUGGAAGCCAAUUUCGACUUUUUCAAGUUUGUCGAUCGGUUGAAUGCAACUAGCAGGAAAAUCAAAAAGGAAAUGAAGAGCACGAAGAAUAUUCUUCAAAGCAACAAAAAUGAAACGCUGAAUCAUGAUCAGACGAUUGAGACUGAGGAGGUUGUUCCUGUUUAUAGGAUGAUCAAUAUGAAACAGGAUGCUGAUGUUGCUUCUCAAUUGAAACAGGUGCUGGUCAAGUGGGAAAAUUGUUUCAAGAAAGAUCCUAAGGAAAUUGUUCAUUGUUGGGAACCCCAAAUCACUCUUGAUAUGAUAAUAAUCGCAGGAGAAAUUGCUAGAUUGUUUUUGUUACAAUCUUGCGAAAAACGAAUUUGGCUUCUUGCCUACAAAUUGGCUUCUGCUCUCGAGAAUAAAGCAGCUUCUUUAUAUGUCACUGCUCGUAGCAUUUCUCUUCGAUUCGUGAAUAAUCGCUGGAUUGAAAAAAGUCUAGAAUAUGCGGAAAGUCUAAAAAUGUCUGAAGAGACCGAAGAUAAGAGUGCAGUUGGCAUGUUUAAAAUUGGUUUGGCAGAUUUCUAUUUUGAAAGUGGAAAGCAAAAAGAAGCAGUCGAUUUACUGAAAGAUGUGAAGAAUUUAGGUACAAUUGAUUUCUCAGCCGAUGUCCCAGUUUAUCUAGAUUAUUUGGACACGGUCAUCAGAAAUUACCAAUUUUUCACCAAAGAAAUGCAACAUGAAGAAUACUCUGAAUACAUUGUGCACAAUGUCUACUCGAUGAUUACAGUAAGCGAAAUUAUAGACUCUGGAGGAAAAAGAACCUACUACGGUAUCAAUACACUACUCGACGCCGUGAACCACAUGUCCCUCGUAAUGUUCAGUUUCAUCUCCUUCAGAGAAAUAUCAGCGCAUUUAUCUUUCCGACUCGAAUUGGCCCAAUCGUUGGGAGCCACUCUCCGAGUCGCCGAGUGUCUAAAAUCCCUCUGCUUAAUAGAGCUUUCUCGACUAAAACUGGACGACUGUGAAGUGAAACUCCAGGGCCUUGAGCAAAUCCUCGACGUCGAGGGAUUCGGACUCUCCAUGAAAAAUAAAGGCCCCGAAUUGUCAAUAUUCCGUUCAAAUACCAUCCUCUCAUCUCAACGUAUGGACGUGGACGACCCUCUUCGAGACGUGAUACAAAACGAGGCUUCUCCCGUUUUAAGAAAAAAGAUUUUCAUGCCUCCAGAGUUUAUGCUUCACGAAAAUUGCAGUUGCUACCGAUGCGAGAAUAUUCCCUAUCAAUAUCUCGUUUUUUCGAGCACCCAUAUCCGAGCGCAGAUCUACGCUUUGAAAGAUUACUCGUCAGUUGCUCUACAGCAUUUUCACGGAGCCUUUGAGGUGAGGAGAAAACUACUUGAGAAGGAGGAAGGGAGGAUUCGUAAGGAAAGUGGAAAUUCGGUGAAGCUCCAUCCUUGGCAAAAAUAUUACAGCAUGGUGGAUUAUGUCCUCUUUUUACUCGACUUCAGCAAGUUUAUUAUGGGAUACAAAAUUCCGAGGGUGCGAGAAGCGAUGGAAAUUGCACUUGAGGCUGUGAAUAUUUGUAGGGUGUAUAAAUUGGAGACUCAUCCUGUGUAUUACUCUGCGGUGGAACUUGUCUUUCAGUAUCGAUUUCAAAAUCUAAAGGAUGAAAUUCAUGGUUGUGCAGUUCCCGAUGUAGCCGAAAUUGACAUUUCCGAUAUACUCCCAGCGGAAACGAACUGCAAACAAAACGAUAAAUCAAAUGCGUGCUUCACACCUUCCCAUUCUGCAGAACUUCCGUUAAAAGCCGUUCGUCGUAAGAAAACGGCGCCUCUCUUGCCUUUAACAAAAGUCGCAAUGAGUCUCAGUGAUUGUGAAGACGAAGAGGCUCAACCGUCGAAAAUUCCGCAAAAGAAACCUCCGAGAAAAAGACUUUUAAAUCUCGAUUUAGACCCAUCCUUGGACAAAGCUGUGACUAAACCAGCUUUGAAAACAAAACAGCCAGCCUCAUCAAAAAUUGAAUCUACAUCAAGAAAACCCUCCGUCUCGAAAACUACAAAAGCACCAAAAAUUCUUGUCGACAAACCCUUGACGGAGAAGUUUGAGAAUAUGUCGAUAAAUCCAAGAUCUCCAGGAUCUAUAAAUGUAUCCCUAGAAAAAUUAGUCACCAAGGUGACGGAACUGAAAUUGGAAAACUUUCAGAAAACGCCCAUGUUUGCGUUUUCAGAGGAAGAUCUGGAAACGAUGAGGAUCGUUUUGAGUGAAAAGGAACAUCAGAACGUGAUUCAGUCGAUAGAGGAGCUCAAGUUAUUUAAUUUCGUUUUGGCAAAUAAUUUAAAUAGUACCAAAGUUUCGAGUUCGACACGUCCUUCUCGAUCUAGAGGCAAACUUGUUUUUCCAAGUUCCGAUGAGAAAUCCCUGCAGACUUUCGAGAGAAAUAUGUGUAAAGUUAUCGACAGUCUUCAGGAUGCAGUCAUCAGAAGAAAAUUGUCAAACAUCUCGAUUUCAUCCAGCAAAGAGAAAUCUUUGCCGAAAAAGAACAAUUCUGCCCCGUCAAAAUCGAAACUUGCUGUGAAAAAUUUGGAUACAAGUCGGCCCACUUCACCGGAUUUAUUUCCAUCGGACGAUGACAGUAUUAAGAUUAUUGAAAAGGAGAAUGCUAAGACGAAGGUCCGGAAAUCAAAGGCUCAAACUUUGUCGGUCGAUGCUGCUGAAAAUUCGGACACAGGUAAACGAGUCACUCGUUCUAGGUCGACGAGAAUGUCCAGCGAUAACGAAUCUGCUGAUUCGAAUUCAAAAACAGAAUCUAGGAUACCAAGGAAAAAAGUUUAGGCUAUUAUUAAUUAGGAAUUUAAAUCUGAGUCCCAGCGAACAGCUGUAACUCUGUAUUUAUUUGUUAAGAAAUUUAGAAAGCAAGCUUUCGGCAUUUUUAAAAGCUUAAAAUUUGUCUGAUAUUCGACGCUGUUUCGCUGGGAUUUUUUUUUAUUUUGUAAUAUAGAAAUAUUUGUACAUGAAAGGCAGUACCAAGUGUUUUUUAUUUGAGAAUUUGUAGGACUCUAAUUGAAAAGUAAGCGGAAAAAGGUGAUGAAUCCAUUUUUUGGAAAUUUAUAAAUACUUUACAAAUUUUAUUUUUUUAUUUUGAAUCAAAAGUGAAAAAUCGAUUUUAUUUUUUUUUAAUAUCUUCAAUACAGCAUUAAAUAUUGAGAAAUUAUUUUAAGUUUAUCACGUUUUGUGCGUUUGCUCUUCAAUUCAUCAAGUGCCUUUUUAUUUUAUUUUGUCAAGCGCUCAAUACAUAAUGAUUAAUGAAUAUUUGAGACUGAUUCCAAUAAAA
Molecule: messenger RNA, 5449 nt
Organism: Belonocnema kinseyi
Lineage: Eukaryota; Metazoa; Arthropoda; Insecta; Hymenoptera; Cynipidae
Exons: 8
Coding region: 136-4950 (1604 amino acids)
Source: RefSeq, a predicted model, not a curated record